Molecule: messenger RNA, 6188 nt
Organism: Chionomys nivalis (European snow vole)
Lineage: Eukaryota; Metazoa; Chordata; Mammalia; Rodentia; Cricetidae
Gene: Stat1
Product: signal transducer and activator of transcription 1
Exons: 25
Coding region: 279-2528 (749 amino acids)
Biological process (GO): type I interferon-mediated signaling pathway; regulation of transcription by RNA polymerase II; regulation of cell population proliferation
Molecular function (GO): RNA polymerase II cis-regulatory region sequence-specific DNA binding; DNA-binding transcription factor activity, RNA polymerase II-specific
Source: RefSeq, a predicted model, not a curated record
CUUUUCCUCAGCCCGGAGCUUUCGUUUCUCCCCCAGCGCUGAGUCUGUCGAGGCUCCGGGGCGACCGCGGGAACCGCGCCCCUCAGACCCUCUUGGGACGCAGCUGAGCGGCGCAGGGAGAUCUGCCCCGACUCGGGCACCCGCGUGCAUUGUAGCAGCUCUGUCCUGUCUCCAGAGCCGCUGCCACCCCGUGCGCUGCGCGCAACAGGCACCUACUUUUCUGUGUUUGGCGGUUGCUUGUGUUGAAUCCUCAGCCUGCACCCGGAGACAGUUCAACAAUGUCUCAGUGGUACGAACUUCAGCAGCUGGACUCCAAGUUCCUGGAGCAGGUUCACCAGCUGUACGAUGACAGCUUUCCCAUGGAAAUCAGACAGUACCUGGCCCAGUGGCUGGAAAAGCAAGACUGGGAGCACGCUGCCAAUGACGAUUCCUUUGCCACCAUCCGCUUCCAUGACCUCCUUUCCCAGCUGGAUGAUCAGUACAGCCGCUUUUCUCUGGAGAACAACUUUCUGUUGCAGCACAACAUAAGGAAAAGCAAGCGCAAUCUUCAGGAUAACUUCCAGGAAGAUCCCGUACAGAUGUCCAUGAUCAUCCAUAACUGUCUGAAGGAAGAGAGAAAGAUUUUGGAAAAUGCCCAGAGAUUUAAUCAGGCCCAGGAGGGGAACAUUCAGAACACCGUGAUGCUGGAUAAACAGAAGGAACUGGACAGCAAGGUCAGAAAUGUGAAGGACCAAGUCAUGUGCAUAGAGCAUGAAAUCAAGACCCUAGAAGAUUUACAGGACGAAUAUGACUUUAAGUGCAAAACCUCGCAGAAUAGAGAAAGUGAAGCCAAUGGCGUGGCCAAGAGUGACCAGAAGCAAGAACAGUUGGUACUUCACAAGAUGUUCCUAAUGCUGGACAAUAAGAGAAAGGAGAUAAUUCACAAAAUACGAGAGCUGUUGAACGCCAUCGAGCUCACGCAGAACGUCCUGAUCAACGACGAGUUGGUGGAGUGGAAGCGAAGACAGCAGAGCGCCUGUAUCGGAGGACCGCCCAAUGCUUGCCUCGAUCAGCUGCAGAGCUGGUUCACCAUCGUCGCGGAGAGUCUGCAGCAAGUUCGUCAGCAGCUAAAAAAGCUGGAGGAGCUGGAACAAAAGUUCACCUAUGAACCGGACCCGAUCACCAAAAACAAACAGGUCCUAUCAGACCGCACCUUCGUCCUGUUCCAACAGCUCAUUCAGAGCUCCUUCGUGGUGGAGCGACAGCCAUGCAUGCCAACUCAUCCCCAGAGGCCGCUGGUAUUGAAGACCGGGGUGCAGUUCACUGUGAAGUUGAGACUGUUGGUGAAAUUGCAAGAGCUGAAUUAUAACUUGAAAGUGAAAGUCUCAUUUGACAAAGACGUGAACGAGAAAAACACAGUCAAAGGAUUUCGGAAGUUCAACAUCCUGGGCACGCACACAAAAGUGAUGAACAUGGAAGAGUCCACCAACGGAAGUCUGGCCGCGGAGUUCCGGCACCUGCAACUGAAAGAACAGAAAAAUGCUGGCAACAGAACUAACGAGGGGCCUCUCAUUGUCACUGAAGAACUCCACUCCCUUAGCUUUGAGACCCAGCUGUGCCAGCCAGGCCUGGUGAUUGACCUUGAGACCACCUCUCUGCCCGUCGUGGUGAUCUCCAACGUCAGCCAGCUCCCCAGCGGCUGGGCUUCCAUACUGUGGUACAACAUGCUGGUGACAGAACCCAGGAACCUCUCCUUCUUCCUGAACCCACCCUGCGCACGCUGGUCCCAGCUCUCCGAGGUUCUAAGCUGGCAGUUUUCAUCCGUCACCAAGAGAGGUCUCAACGCCGACCAGCUGAGCAUGCUGGGAGAGAAGCUUCUGGGUCCUAACGCGGGCCCUGAUGGUCUUAUUCCGUGGACGAGGUUCUGUAAGGAAAAUAUUAACGAUAAAAAUUUUUCCUUCUGGCCUUGGAUCGACACCAUCCUGGAACUCAUUAAAAAACACCUGCUCUGCCUCUGGAAUGACGGGUGCAUCAUGGGCUUUAUCAGCAAGGAGCGAGAACGCGCUCUGCUCAAAGACCAGCAGCCGGGGACGUUCCUGUUGAGGUUCAGUGAGAGCUCCCGGGAAGGCGCCAUCACGUUCACUUGGGUGGAGCGGUCGCAGAACGGAGGGGAACCUGACUUCCACGCCGUUGAACCCUACACGAAGAAAGAACUUUCAGCUGUUACUUUCCCCGACAUUAUCCGCAAUUACAAAGUGAUGGCUGCUGAGAAUAUCCCAGAGAAUCCCCUGAAGUACCUGUACCCCAACACUGACAAAGACCAUGCCUUUGGGAAGUACUACUCCAGGCCAAAGGAAGCCCCAGAACCAAUGGAGCUUGACGACCCUAAGCGAACGGGCUACAUCAAGACUGAGUUGAUUUCGGUGUCUGAAGUCCAUCCCUCUAGACUUCAGACCACGGACAACCUGCUUCCCAUGUCUCCGGAGGAGUUUGAUGAGAUGUCCCGGAUAGUGGGCUCUGAUUUCGACAGUAUGAUGAGCGCAGUAUAAACAUGAAUUUCUCUCUUCUCUGGAGACAUUUUUCUUCCCAUCUGUGAUUCCCUCCUGCUCCUGUUCCUGUUCCUUCAUCUGCUGUGUUUCUAGGGAAAUGCAAGAAAGAACAACACGGUUGUUGCCCCCUGUUGCUAGCAAGUGGAUAUUUCUCUUCGCUAGAAACCUGUUACUCUGAAGGACUGCACGCGUCUUAACUGAAGGUGAACCAGAGAGUCACUUGUGUAAAGUAGAUUCUGUGGACAGAGCAGAGACCCGCCCAAGGCAUCAGGACUAGACUGCCAGUGUCUGGGAAAGGUGAGGAGUAGAGUGACCGCUAGUAAAUGCUGUGUCAUCAGUGCCCAACCGCCACACAUCACGGGACAGUCCGCAGUGUGAUGUAGGAGCGGUUCUGUCCUGAAGAUACUGGCAUGCUCCCUCUGCUUUAUGGCUGGAAGUCUUCCGCUCUUUUGCCUAUGGCACAGUUCAAAGCCAACUUUAUAAUGCAGUGAUAUGUCAGACGAUAGUGGACAUCCUUCAUCUGAGUGUGGGGGACAGGGGUGUUAGCGCAUCUUAUACACUGGCCUGUAAAACUGCAGGCACGAUUGCGCCCUUCAGGGAGCUGGCUUUGUUGUUGGCUGCGGUUAAGCGAAACCAAACACCCAUAGAAGAAAGAACGUUUUCCAAAUUCUCAAGUAGUUUCUGCUUAAUAUAUGCUCCACCAAGCUAAGUGGGUCUCGCUGUCAUUUUGGCCAUCGGUUGAAUAAAACUAUCUUUGCACAUCCAUUAAGGGAGCCAGCUUUCUUAAGGCAAACUUUUUUUUUCAAAGUUGAAGUUACAGAUCUAGAUAAACCCAGCAGUUUAAUUCACGUUCUUGAAUGGGCUGCCUUUAUUAUUUCUAGCUGGUUGUCUUCAUUAGCCACGAAAUUAGAAAAACUAGUAACUGACCUGAAUCAUUAGUCAAAUACGAGUAUCAAAUAAUUUCAAAAUACAUUCUGUGUAACGGUACUGAACACUCUUUUUCACUGAUAAUGGGCUUUUUCUGCCAAUGGUUCCGUGGCCUGCCCUGUGUUGUCAGACGACUUUGGAGGGACAGUGUUUUAUGGCGUGUGCUGUUUUCUCACCUUCCUCCGUGGCCCCAGCACAGUUCAGUGGUCCAGGGAUUGCGAUGGUUGCCAAGGUUCUUCUGGGCAGCUGUCCCAGACUGCUGUCCACACAGCUGUGCUGGGUCCCAUUGUCCUGCCACAGUGUGCUAUGGGCUGCACUUAGCAUCUGCACAGCCCUUUCCAUGGUCCCCAACGGAAGCAGAGGCCUCCUCUUCUUUCUGUGUACAGCCUGGGACUGGCUGGGCUCUCACAGACUGAACAAGAAACAAACCAUUUUAAAAGUACUGUGUCUAGAUGCUGAGAUCUAACUAUUGCUUAAGUCGUCUACUGAGAACGGUUGCUGUGGUUUCAUUCUGCUGAACUAAGACUUUAAAAAGAUGUCAAACUGAUGUUAGCCUCCUAUUAGUAUUUAAUAUAAAGAUAUUGAAAAUGUCUAGUAUUGUGAGUUGGUUUAAUAUGUAUCUCAUUUAUGUAUCAGGCCUAUUUUAAAAUAAGAUUAAUGACACUAUUUUUCUAAGUGUUACCCUUGCUUAUUGUCCUGGUGGCCACAGUGACUCUGGCAGUUUAGGGUAGGCAUCAUGGUGAGGUUGCUAGUGAGGCAGAGACACAGGGAUCAGAAGUUUAAGUCAUUCCUGGCUACAUGGCAAGUUCAAGGCCAGCCUGGGCUACAUGAGAUCAUAACUCUUGAAAGAAGAGGGAGCAGGGACAAGCGAGAGGUAUCUAAGUCAGUGGAAGACAAUCUCUUUAAAUUCUUAAGUCACUGACUGAUGUAAGAAGUCACCAAACGUCCUAGCUUAAGGAUGUUUGUGUUUGAGUGUGUCCAGGAUGGCAUUUUCUAAGAAUAGAGCAUGUAUGUCCCACUUUGGAUAGACUGAUUUUAUUUUGGCAUUGUCUGAGGUGGCGUUGCAUAAAUGGAAUCUACUGACUGCCUAAACACUAAUGUGGACCAUGAAGGCAUUGGUCAGCAAACAGAGCAGACCCAUGGUGCCCGACAGCUGCAGGGAAGGAACCAGACGAUGCUGGGAAGUUGCAAAGUCUUUGACUUUCGGAGCUUGGCGGCUGCCCCCAUCUUGAGGGGAUGGCUUACCUGAAGGCAUCUUUCGUUUAAGAUUCAUUCAUUCAUUCAUCAAAUAUGUUGAGUAUCUGCCUUGAGCCAGGCAUUCCUCUAGAUGCUUGGAAGACACUAGUAGACAGAACAAAUGCCCCUGUCAUAAACGUAAGAUGUUCUCAGAUACUGGGCCAUACGCUCAGCAGACACUUUACCCAGUGGAGAUUUUGUGAAGUAAAUGUGGUCAGUGGUUCGGAGCCCUCGUGCCUCUGGCAGUGGACCUAGGUCUAGUUCCCAGCACCCACACGGCAUCUAUAACCCCAGUCCCAGGGGAUCUGAUACUUUCUUCUGACCUCCUGGGCACCAGGCUCAUGUGAUGUGCAGACGCACACAAAGGCAAAACAUUUAUACACAUAAUCUAAUUCUUUUUAACUAGUCCAAAGCUACUGAUCAUGUCAACGUUACAGGAAAAUGCACAUAAUUUCCAAGAAAUAACAUCUAAGCCAAUUACAGGAAGCCAAGGCUCCUCAGUAGUGUUUUAAAGUCUGGACUGCUCAGUGGUCAUCAGCGAGGCGAGGCUCUCAAGUGGAUUCUGACUUUAAAGGGACAACAUGAUGUAUUGUAGAAAAAUAAUCUUAAUUUAUGACACUUAUACUGAGUACGCCAAGUAAAGCUGCCCAAAAGGUGGAGCUGCCAUUCUAUCUACCAUCAAACUCGUGGACUCUGUAUUUUAUAAUGCUGCCAUACUCAGUUCGUUACUGUUGGCAUGUUGGCAGCCCUUCUUAUGUCUUCUGCGUAAAUGAUACUUUGGUGCCCUGACAAUCUAGCUUCAUGGCAGAUCGGCUGCUAGACUGGGAAAGGCAGCAGGAGGCAUGGCUGGUCCCGUAAGGCCCAGUCAGGUCAAGCUCCAGAACAGACACGAGCCCUCUGAGCAGUCCUGGAGAGCCUGCCUUUCCAGCCUGUUGUGUCAGCUUCUGUCCCCUCCUUUUAAAACAGCUGCCGUAAUUAUGACGAAGCCUAGACCCGUCUGUCUCCAAACACUACACCCCCUAGCCUACCCAUCCACAUCCUUUCCCAUUCGUAAAAAGUGUGUAAGAGCCACCUAGUGCAUGGGCUGCUUCCCUGAACAGCCAUGAGUUAUGAGCUUAUGUUACUAUAGGGACUAACAAAUAAAACUAACCUAAACUCCUAAAAAAAAAAGUGCCAUGAAAAUAGAGCGGUCACUGUUAGAUUGACAACUAGAACAUUUCCCUGUUGGGGUUAUCUGUGAGCUGCGCACUGCCACCAAGUUCCCAUCUGCAGACAGACGCGUGUGCAGUAGGAGCUGACUGAUGUCGCAGGACUUGGUACUGACAUGCGUGGCCCCAAAACUCACCCGCGAGAGACUCUAGUAACUGUUAGCUAAUGUAAGUGAAGAUACUAACUGUGUGGUAGGGUGCAGGGAGAGAAUAUUGACUAAGAGUUGCAUAUCGUGGUCCAUUUUUGGGUCCCAGCUUCAUCAAUAAAAGCGUGAGUUAGAUCAAAGAU